UCCUUAGCAACAGGAAAUCGGAGGGGAUUGUAUUCCAGCACGGACCUUUUGAUAAAAUAAUUUUAGUUUGCGACGAAAUUACCGGGAGAAAGUGUUUGUAUUUUAUGUAGCGACAUCGUGUAUUUGUUUCGUAAACUAGAACUAUCACUCUAACAGAGCACAACGAACGCAAUUAAUUUGGCGGAAAGCUGACAAAAACUAGAAUAGUUGGCUUUGAGCUUUAUUGGCAGGAGUUAAAUUGUGAAUAUUGUGUAUUAACUGAAAAGUUUAGUGUAUAUUACGUUAUCAUAAUUUUAUCCAUUAAGUGACUCGACUAAAAAGACCUGUGUGCUGCCAGAAGAUACUCAUUAACUUGAUUUGAUGAGAAACACCCAUUAGAACUUAGAAAGUUAUACGUUCCAUCCAGGAAGUAGGAAGAUUUACAGUUCUUAUAAAUACCCAAAUAAAUCACUGUCCCAAGAAAAUGCUGACAGUUUUUCGCCUGAAAAUGUCCCAGAAGUCAUUAGUAGCGUCCAUCAGGAGAAUUACCUCACAAAUUCUACUCGCAAUUUACAUGGAGAAUCACUUCCUAUAAGACCUCAGAAAUGAUCUAAUUAAUCAAACCUGAUGAUUAAAUGGCAACUUUCAGUCAAACCCCGGAAAAAGGCCGUCCGCCUGAUUCCCCAACAUCGGCUACGGGUUUAAAACUAUUAAACAGGAAAUCGAGCUCGAAGUCUACAUGGCACAGUAACCCGAACGACAAACAUUCACCGUAUCUUUGUUCGAACUCGAAUCCAUUGCCUAGAAACUUCGACGGCAACGAGUUCUUUGAAGUAGAAACGAAAUUGACAGAGGAUCUCAACAAAAAUGUACAGGUCGCCGUCAAAAAGAUGGAAAAAACUAGCUUAAAACAAAGUUUACCUAAAUUACUUUGUUUGACUAAGUCGCCCGUUCGUUUCAAUAAAAGAGAGACGACCAACAUAAAUGCAAUGAAAACAUUGAACGUAAAAACUUUGAGUACGGACAACUACGAAUACGACGAGUAUAUGAAAAAAAGUGCCUCUGGUUAUCUGAAUAAUUCAAAUUCGGUGAACGACCAAUGUGAUAAUUCAACAAAUACGUCGUCUCAGUUCUGCGAUAACAGUAGAAUAGAAAAUUCGAAGAAAAGUAGAAAUAGUUUUCAUCAAAACGUUGAAGAAGCUUUAAAUUCUCUAUUGUGGCAGCCCUAUGAAUACCAGGGAACUACGAGAAAUUCUCCGUCAAUUUCUCCGUUUAGCUCUUAUAGUAGUCCAUCUUCAUCUUACAACGACCUUGAAGAGCUUACAAAGAAUGAUGGUACUUCAGAGCCAUGCAGUUUUAGAGACCUACAUCUACAAUCGUCGACUUCGGAUUCAGAAAUGGUUAUUAACCUGCGAGAACCCAUCGUGACGCACCAAUCACAACGUGCAUUUACGUCACAUGACCCUCGUACAAUUCGUUCAACAACUCGACUAAGCGAUGUAUUCAGUUUAACGGAGAUUGCGAGUCAGCGUGUUUCACGAGUCGACGUCUACGGCGAUAGUGAUGUAAACUUUUGUGAUAUGCAAGUUAGUGUUCCGUUAAAUUCGUCCUGUGCGCCAGAAACCGACGUUUCACCGGUUCCAAUUUGUGACAAUGGGGUGAACAAUAGUGUUACCACGCAAACUAUUUUUCAAAAUAUUAACGAAACAAAUUUAAGUACGGCUAAUGUCGUUGGAUUACCGAAUCACGCGAGAUAUUCCUCAGUGCCUGUUAGUACUAUACAGACCAGAGCUACCAAUAGUAGCACUCUAGUACCGAAACACUCAAGGAAUAUAUCGGAACCAUCUAAUCAAUUUUUCAAAUGUCAAAACAACGUCUUCGGUUCUCAGACCACAAGUUCGAAUAUUUAUAGACACACUACACAAAUUGAUCAUCCGAACGUACAGCAAAUUAAUACUUUCAGAAGUACUUCAGUACCCAAAAAUGUGCCAGUCAUACCGAGACAUGAAAGUACAACGGUUACUACUACCACGACGGUACCCAGUACUUUUAUAAAUAAUUCUAGAUUUAGUCAAAAAAUAAAUACGCAAGUGUCAAACGAUGUCAGUAACGUCAAUGUAAAUUUUUAUAGAGCAGUACCUGUUAAUGUCAUUUCUUCGGUACCUACUAUUCAUUGCUUAAAUACUUUAAGUAAUGUACAAGGGAAUGAAGUAUCGAAUGUUCAAGUACUUCCACUAGGAAAUCCCCCAAGUUUAGUAUCUACAAAUAGCUCUCUUGUGGUCGGUACUACCCAAGUUAUUUUACAUAAUACUCAAGCUAGUAUCGGCAAUUUCGAUAGAUCGAAUCUUUCUGGUGUGCAGAAUAGUUCUACUUCAACUAACACUGGUACUAAUACUAAUGCAGUAUAUAAUUUCUAUCCUCAAACAUCGACAAAUCAAGUGAUUAUUCAAAAUAAACCUUCACAUUGUACUACCGUUCCUUUUGUUAAUAAUCAACCCAUUUUAAGAACCAAUGUUCAUGUUGAAUCAAAUGUUCAAGCUUCUCCCGUAAGGCAGCAGGGAAACGAAAAUAGAUCCACCACUAGAACAUUUACGAGUACUGAAGCACAAACUGAUGAAAUAUCAAUACUUCCUCCUACCAACGAACAACCUACAACAAGCAGGGAAAACAGACGAAGAGAACGACGUGAAAGAAGACACCAGAGGAGAUUAAACAAUAGAUACUCAGUGGAUAGUAGUACUCAAAUUAAUAACCAAAAUGAUAGGCUUCCGGAUUUACUUAACAGUCAUCUACCACCCCCUUAUUCACCUGUUACUGGUAGCUCUGGUCCUAAUAUUGGCUCGGUCAGUCCAAUGUCGCCUCUAAUGGCAAAUUCUGGAAUAUUACCGCAUCCCCAUGGCACAGUUCUACCCACUGUGGUACCUAGUAAUAUAGUGUCUCCUAGUGGAUUUGUAUUUCAAGGUCCUCCACCUGUUGGACAAGUGCCUCUUGUCCAAGGACCAGCACCUGUGGCGGUGCCACCUCCGACUGGUUUCAGAUUCCCAUUUCCUGCUACUGGAUUUAGAAGAGGGCGAUUUUCGGAAGAUCCACCUAAAGGAUGUUGUGGAUUUCUUUCAUGGAAACCGGGUUCGCUGAGGUGGUUCAUCGCACUUAUAGCUUUAGUUGCUGUCUGCUGCGUUUUGGUUGGUACGGCAUUGGGGGCCAUGAGACCAUCUGGUCGAGAUCACCUCACCGUAUCUUUACUCAUGAUAGGUGUUGGAAUAGUACUCGUUACCGUUAGCGGAGUAGCAUGGCGAUUAACAUCGCACGAUUCCUCGACUUGUCGAUCGAUGCUUGGAUUAGGCAGUACGGAAUCGGUUGAAGUUUGUCCACGACGUUUCGUUCCGAGACUUCCACCCGCUUAUGGCCGUCCUCAUCAUCCGUACGCAGCAAUGAUGUAUCCAGAAUUUCAAUACAGACCUCCACCGCCUAGUUAUCAAGCUUCGAUGCAAGAAUACAGGUUGAGAUUGUUACUGCUGGAAAGAGGCAAUACCCCACAGAUACACAACGGGAUACAAAACGCUAUUUCGCCUCCUCCGACUUAUAGAAGUCAGUCAGGAAGUUUAUUAAGGGCACCAGUUUCUAAUAGACGUGAUGCUCAAUCAGAAUACAGUUGUCCGCCUUCCUACCGAUCCCAGAGCACCAGACCUGGUACUAUACAGUCAAAUUCAGUACUACAUAGUAGAGAGCAGUCAUUGUCGUUAUCUGAAUCAAACCAUGGUGGAUCAAUGGUUAAUGUAGUCAAUAUACUUAGUAGUACUGAAGAGGACAUAGCUUUGGACAACAUAACCUUGGAUUCCUUAAAAAUGGAACCUGAGAAUGAUUUGAAUCCAGUGAAAAUGUUGCUGAAAGGCAGUUCUGGUGAUCUAGAAGGAAGCAAAGAUGGGAAUCUUGUCACUAUAGUUCAAACCAGUGAUCAGAGUCCGGUGAUAGUGACUGUAAGUGGUAGUUCCCAAAUAGACAGUAAUAAUUCUGUUCAGAUAACAGAAAUACCUUCGGGAAUGGAAAUUUUAGCACAUUUAUAGUGUUCUUCAUGUGUAUAUAAAUAAGAGUCAAAUUGAAAUUUGAAUUUUUGAAAAAUAGUUAUAUUGUUACAGAAUUAAGAUAUUUUGAAAAAAAAAUAAUAUUUGGAAAAGUAUCGAAAAUUAUUUUACUGAAAUUUGGUAAGAAUCUUAUAUAGAUUCGAUCAUUUCCACUUUUCAUGUAACUACAAAUUCAAGAAUUGAAAAACAGUUUUUAACAUCAAUUUCUAUUAUAUAGAGUACCAAAUUUCAGCAAAUAUAUAGAAAACUUAUAAACAUACCAUAUUUUUUAAGAAAUCGUCUUGUUUUGAUUGAGUUUGAAAUUCAGUAAUUUAACUAAUCGGUAUAGUUCCUGAGAUAUAUUGUUUAUUUUCGACAUUUAAAAUUUCAUGAUUAUUAUCAUUGGUACUCUGCCUUUUAAUUAUAAUCACUUUGGAUCCAAACAAAAAUUUCUUAUGCAU
Molecule: messenger RNA, 4501 nt
Organism: Diorhabda carinulata
Lineage: Eukaryota; Metazoa; Arthropoda; Insecta; Coleoptera; Chrysomelidae
Product: rho GTPase-activating protein gacF-like
Exons: 10
Coding region: 615-4043 (1142 amino acids)
Source: RefSeq, a predicted model, not a curated record